AAAAAGGGGCUGAGAUUUACCCGGUCAACCUACCUUAUCGCCGCAUGUAAAACGUUUUAUCUUUGAGAACACAAUAAGCUUUAAUGUCUGACUGACUUGUUGAUUGUCGUACUGAGACUAUACUAGAGUAUUUUGGACAGAGUUAGAUUUGUACAUUUUUUUCAUUUUGUGAAUUCUAGAUGGAUUAAGAUAUUCAGACAACACCUGUAGAGCUGAUGAAAUCGAUGACGAUUGUGUAGAGAUUUGUACAAGAACGUCAGACAAGGAUGCUGGUAAAUAGAGCGUGGCUGUUGAGUGCCAGGAGUGUCCUGCUGCUGACCACUUUAGCUGCUUCACACUUGGUUGGCAUCACUUCUGCUAAUGACUGCACGUCCCUAAACAGUGUGAUACAAGUUAAUGAGACUUUACAGUUGACACCCAUUGGAACUGUAAUCUUACGUUUCAAUGCGUCAAAAUUUGCGAUAAACACAGCCCAGGAUUUGUUUAAAGCCGUGCAGACCUCGACUGGUAACUGGAGCAUCCAAGUCAACAAAGAACUUGAUGCUGAGAAAAUAUAUGCAGAACAACCGCAACAAAAAGGUUUACUGACCUACAGCACCUCUUGUGCUAAUAUCGGUCAGGAACAGACAUUAAUUUAUGACCUGAUGAUUAUGGUAGUCGAUGUCGACGAGUUUGUGCCAAGUUUCCCCAACACAACGUACACGAUCAGCGUGCCUGAGUCUACUCCAGUGAAUACUGCCCUGUUUACAUUUGAUGUGGCUGGUGUCAGAGCUGUAGACUUGGAUGCAAAUCCAGCCACCCCAGAGUACAGGAUUGUUGAUGGAGCCCAAGGAUUUUUUUUGAUGAUAGACAUCCUGAAGGGCGUGGUGACGUUAGAGAACCUACUCGACUACGAGAGUGGCAUCACUCAGUUUAAUCUUAACAUCUCGGUGAAGGAGUCAAAUGAGAACACAAACGCCCCGAAAAAUUAUUGCGUCUUACAAAUCAAUGUUGUGGAUGUGGACGACAUGAACCCAGUAUUUGAUCAGUCCAGUUACCGCCUGCAGCUGAACGAAAGUAUGUACAGCCCGACGCAGUAUUUCCCCACAGUUCCACCGGUGUCUGCACAUGAUGGGGAUCUGACCAUCAACACGAACAUUUCCUUCACAGUCGACACCAGUUCUCAGAACAUUUACGGAAGUAAGUUUAUCCUGAGCCCGACAGGCUACAUCGCUGUGAACGGAUCACUUGAACAAGGGCUGUACAGUAUCAAUAUCAAGGCGUUUCAACAGGAUAACCCAAUUUCUCGAUUUGCCGUAGCGGUGUUAACGUUAAGCGUCACUGGGGUCAAUAAGUUCAAACCGGAAAUGACCAGAAGCCAGUACCAGCUGAACGUGUCAGAGUUAGCACCUGUUGGUUUGAUUCUGCUAACGGUUGCCGCCACUGAUAAGGAUUCGGGAGACAAUGCGGUUUUCGAGUUUGUUCUGGACAAUAAUGUAGACGCCACAUUUAGAAUAACAACUGACCAGGGUCAAGGAAUAAUUACUCUGUUGAAGCCACUUGACAGAGAAACUAAAGCGUCAUAUUCACUGCAGGUUUACGCUCAAGAAACUAAAACUGCAGAGAAACUCAAAAGUAAUUUUAGCAUCAUUAGCAUCACAGUGCUGGAUGAGAACGACAACUCUCCCAACUUUACGCAACAGAGUUAUCUCUUUACCAUCAAUCGUACUGGCGCAAUAGGAACUCCUGUAGGGACGAUAAAUGCAACAGAUCCUGAUGAAGGUCUCAAUGGCCAAGUUUUAUAUUCCUUGCAACCAUCAACUGAUUUUUCAAUCAACUCUCAAAGUGGGCAGAUUUCUCUGAAAAAAAUUCUCUCAACUUCAGAUGUUGGCACAAAAUAUGUCACAGCCAUAGCUACUGAUAACAGUGCCAUUGUUCAGAACAGAAGGUCAACUGUUGUUGAGAUUGCAAUUAAUGUUUUACCUGUAAAUGACCAAGCACCUGUUUUCUCUACCACUUACACUUUUAACAUUUCUGAGACCACACCUCCUAACACUGUGAUUGGCCAAUUGAAAGCUAAUGAUCCAGAUGGCGACACUGUUAUGUACUUUAUCCAAUCGGGGAACUCGGAUAGUUUUUUCCAACUUGGGCAGUCAAAUGGUGUGCUCACUCUAAUUAAAGAAAAUGAUUUGGACGUUGACUCACCAAAGUUGAUGUUCAAGCUGGUGGUGGUAGCAAGUGAUGGUUUCCACAACACAUCUACAGAUGUUAAUGUUAAUUUCUUGUACGUCAAUGAGUUUGACCCCGUCAUCCAGCCAAUCCAGAGGGUUCAGUUAAAUGAAACCGCUGCUAAAAACACUAUAAUUGUUAAAGUUAAAGCUACAGACAAGGACAGGGGCGCAGAUGGUGUGUUAACAUACUCUCUAGUUCCAGCCUCCAACUUUAGUAUAAACUCAGCUACAGGGGAGAUAACCUUAGCAUGUGAUCAUUGUCUUGACUACAACAUAAAACAGAGCUAUGAUCUCUUUGUAUUAGUAGAAGAUGGAGGAAACCCACACAAGUUCAGCUUCACUACAUUUACUGUAGCCAUUACAGAAAUUAUUCUUGUUUCACCAAAAUUCUCACAAAAAAACUACGAAGUUUCAUUAAAAGAAAACCAGAAAAACAAUACAACUAUAUUGCAGCUGAAAGCAACAGACCCAGACACCCCAGACAAUUUGUUAACCUACGGACAAGUAUACCCUAUACCAGCUGCAGCUUUAUCUUGUUUUGUUCUCCCAAAUGGAACUGUUGUAUGCAACACAUUGGAUGCAGAAAUAAAUGAUAUUAUAGUAUUUGAUGUUAAUGUAACGGAUGGGAGCAAUAUAGAUACUGCAACUAUAACAAUCCAUGUUUUGGAUGUUAAUGAUAACUCACCUAAUAUAGAUUCAAUUGGUCCAAUAAACUUACCAGAAAACACACCUGUUGACCAGCUCGUCUACACAGUGAAGGCCACAGAUCUUGAUCGUAGCAAUGAAGGCUUCACAUUUUUCUUGGUCGAUGGAACUGAUGGAAAAUUUAUCAUUAAUAGAAGCACAGGAGCUGUCACUACAGCUGGUGUCUUUGACCGAAGUGAAAAACAGACAUACAAUGUUGAUGUAUGGGUCAGCGAUCACGGCACUCCACCAAGAUACAACUCUACAACACUUGUUGUCAAUAUUGUAGAUUCCAACACAGCGCCAGAGUUUGUAGAUACCCAGAAUAACAGGACAUCUGAAUUUGUUUUUGAAGUCAAUGAGAAUUUAACUAUUGGAAGUUUGAUUGGGUCGCUACAUGCCCGCGACCCAGAUUCUGGUUCCUCAGGCAGGCUUAGCUUUAGUAUCCAAGGUGGCGACCCAGAUAAAGUGUUCAUGCUAGGAAGUAGUGAUGGAAAUUUGGUGCUUGCAAAGUCUCUUAAUUAUGAAUCACAACAGACGUACACGCUGACCGCUGUGGUGGCUGACCAAUCCGUUUCUGCACUGUCAGCAACAGCCAGGGUAACCGUUAAUGUUAAAAAUGUAAUCGAGGCUCCGCAAUGGCCUCUCCCAUUUCCUGUGGUCUACCUGACUCAGUCCACCACCUGCAACUUCAACGUCCAGGCGUUCUCUCGUGAAGUUACAACAGUGGCAAGCAAGGGGGACGAGCCGGUGGAGUAUAAACUUCUCAACAUGACAAGUUACUUCACAAUAAACAAAACAUCGGGAUUAUUGAGGGUUACAAGACCCCUAAAUGCCAGCCAGUAUUCAAUAGCUUUAGCAGCUUGCAGUGGAGAUGUCUGCUCCAACGCUGAGCUCACAGUUGUUGUGCGAACAGAUGACAUCCUGGCCUUCUGCCCAGCUUUUGUCAAUGUUUGGAUAAAUGAAUCUUCACCAAUAAACUACACUGUAAUUGACCUGAACACAAACAAAGGGGACAUUGAUUUGCAGUACACGAUUACAUCAGACAAUGACACUAACGAUUUUUACAUCGACGCUAAAAAUGGAACAUUGUUUGUGAGGAAUAAGCUGGACAGAGAGACUAUAGAAAAAUAUAACUUGUUGAUUGAAGCUGUAAAAUCAAGCUCUCAGGAGACUGCCACUGUCCAGGUAAUUAUAAGAUUAACAGAUGUACCUGACGAAGCUCCCACGUUCCUUAGCACUAAAUUUGAAGGUGAAAUAGGUGAGGAUGCUAAGCCAGGAGAUCCAGUUCAUUUAAUGGGGACUUCAAUUGACCUCACUGUCAGUGCAACAGAUAAAGAUUUACACGCAUCUCUGUCUUACAGCAUCAGCAAUGAAAAUGAUACGUCAGCAGGGUCGUUUUCUGUCAAUGAAUUUGGCGUUAUUGCUUUGAAGAAACCUAUUGAUUAUGAGGGCAUGGCAAAGGAAUUGAGUGGGAUAUAUUCUUUUUAUGUUGUUGUGACAGAUGGUAUCUUCAACACUUCUGUGAGGGUUGUGGUUCACGUGCUGGAUGCUAAUGACAACUCUCCAACAUUUGAUGACCCUGGUCUCCUGUGGCUCAAUGUUUCUGAGGACUCAUACCCGAGAGAAAUUGGCAGAGUCAGUGCCAAAGACAGAGAUUCACUGGAUGCAGGAAAGCUGGAAUACUUUUUGGACAUUCUCUCACCUGUGUCAAAAGGAAAUCCAUUCUCAAUAAAUACAAGGACUGGGCAAAUCAACCUGGAAGAUGUCCUGGACAGGGAGAGGGUGGAUGAAUAUUCACUCAGAGUAACUGUUGUAGAUUCUGCUCAACAUAAUGCCACAAAAGAUAUCAGAGUUACUGUCCUUGAUGUUAAUGAUCAAGCGCCAACUUUUCCACUACAAAACUACUACUGGAAUGUAACGGAAGGUAUCAGUGGAUCAAGUUUAAACAUAACAGCUUAUGACAAGGAUAUUGGCAACAAUUCUGUUGUUGAAUACUCCCUGACAGAAGAUACAAAUUGUUCAUUUACAUUAAUAAAAGACAGUUCAAAUAAUGUGUAUGUUCAAGUUGUAAAGUCUCUGGACAGAGAACUUCUUCUAUCUAAUGGAGUUGCUCAAAUUCAGUUGAAGGUUGAAGCUAGUGACAUCCUACAUACCUCCACCUGCACCAUAUUUGUUACAGUGAUGGAUAUCAACGACAACCCUCCUGUGUUUUCACAAAGUCUCUUCACUGGGCAAGUAAAGGAGAACGCUAAAAACGCAACAGAGAUACAGCUGUCCCCAGCAAUAACUGUGUCUGAUGAUGAUGGCCCAGAGUAUGGGAGAGAAACAGUUAGAUUUAAACUGGCAGACAAUAGUUCAUUUUUUAGUAUUGACCCUAUUACUGGAAAACUAUUUGUGAGAUUUUUAACUGUACAAGAUCAUUUGGAUAGAGAAACAAAUUCUGUUUACAACGUGAUGGUCAUUGCUACGGAUGAUUAUGGCAAGGGCUUUUCUGCAAAUGCCAGCAUUGUUGUAAAUAUCACAGAUGUCAAUGAUGAGAAGCCAGUGUUCAAGAAAAGUUCCUACAUAUUUUCUGUACCUGAAGAUGCUCAAAUAGGCUAUACUGUUGGUAAACUAGAUGCGCUGGAUAAUGACACAAGUGGUGGCAUUACAUUGUAUUCCCUUGUUGGUUCAGACAUGUUUGCUAUUGACAGCAUCACAGGAGUUAUAAAAGUGACUGGGCGUCUUGAAGGGAAAAUAUCUUCGCUAACAUUAAAUGCUACAGCCACUGAUUUUGUAAAUGGCUUCAGCUAUGCCGUGGUCAUCAUCAACAUCACAGAUGUCAAUGACCACUGUCCGGAGUGGGAUCCUGCCUCCCUCACUUUCAGUGUUAGCGAGACUGGUCAGGCGGGAGAUUUUAUUGGUCAGCUAAAUGCCAGUGAUGCAGACUUUGGUGCCAAUGGGGCUGUUUCAUAUUACAUCAACAACACAGCUGCAGAUCUGUGGCUUCAUAUUUCACAGACAGGGAAUAUAACUCUGCUAAAAGCACCGUCAGGUGUGGCGUAUGACUUAAAUGUUUAUGCGACUGAUGGCGGAGACCUACCCUGUGUUACACAAGCCAAACUUCACAUUAAUGUUAUUGGUGUAAAUAGAUAUCCCCCUGAGAUCUGCUAUAAUGACGUCUGUGGAGUUCAGUCUGCAACGUUUGAUUUUAUACCUGACAAAUCAAAAAUGGGCUCAGUCAUUGGCCAGAUUUCUGCCAGGGACAAUGAUACUGGGAUUAAUGGGAAGGUUACAUUUAGCCUUGCUGGCAAUGGAAGUGAUUUCAUUAAUGUUUCUGAUUUGGGCUUCCUUACUCUGAAAAAAAAUAUUGAUUUAAAAAAGAUGGGCAAUCAAGUUCUUCCUAACAAUACUUUAAAAGUGACCAUCUUGGCAAUUGAUGGAGGAACAGACCACAAGACUGCCAACGCAACACUAGUGAUUCGUAUUAUGGGAGCAGUAGUCAUCAGUUUCAGCAAUAUCAGCUACACUUUUAAUGUUGAUGAAAACAAAAACAACACUUUUGUUGGUAGAGUUGAAGCCAAAUCUGACCUAUCCAAUCAAAUCAGCUAUACCAUAAUAACAAAGGAUGUUCCUUUCAAAAUAAUUGGCACAAAUGGUACAAUAACCACAACCUCAGCGCUGGACAGGGAAGUGAAAGAGAGUUAUGUGUUCAUAGUUUCAGCUAGUGAUGGACAGGGCUCAUCCAAAGUGUUGGUGAUUGUGGAGAUAAAUGAUGUGAAUGAAUUUGCCCCAGUGUUUGAUGACAACAGCAUCACUGUGUUAGUAGAAGAAAAUCAGAUCAAACCCAACCUGGUCAGUGUGCACGCCCAUGAUGACGACGCCACUGAUAAUGUUGUCACUUAUGAGCUGCUAGAUAGUGAAGCAUUUCCACAGUUUAAUGUUAGUGAGAAAACUGGUAGCAUUAAUCUGGUGAGACCCUUGGAUGCAGAGAAGGAGAGAAAUUACACCCUGCACAUUAUGGCAAAAGAUGCAGGGACCCCUGAGAGAAUUGCAACGGCCACAGUCACUGUUGAAGUUUUGGAUGUGAAUGAAUAUCCUCCAGUGUUUGAAAAACUUUUUUAUGAAUUUAAUAUAACCAAGUCUGACACGAUUCCUCAAGAGGUGGCCACAGUAAAGGCUACUGAUAAUGACACAAGCAAUUUGGCAGUAUUUUACACUUUAAUUCAAGAUAACAAUAAUGAUGAUUCAAAGUCAUUUUCAAUUAAUAUCUUAACUGGAGUGAUAACAAUUGUUCAAACUCUGGACAAAAAAGAUGUUUAUUCAUUCCAAGUUAAAGCCACAGAUUUAGAUUUUGGCAGUCCCCUUCAGUUAGCCAGUGACGUCACAGUUAAGAUCAACGUCCUGAACAGAGACAUCAUACCCCAGCUGUCUGUUUCCCCCACCACAGUCACUACAUUUGUUGGGAUGGUGAAAGGCUCGAAACUUAAUGUCAUCAUAUCAACACAAGAUGCCAUUGCACUUAACAUUACUGAUGGUGAUACUAAAAAUGUCUUCAAAAUUGUGGGAGAAAAAAUAAUCCUUCAGACCCAAUUAACUGAUGUGGCAGUCUACACUCUCACAUUGACAGCUACAAGUACAUCUGGCAGCAAAGCUACUCAACAGCUUACAGUGACAGUGAGGUCGGUCACUUUUGACCAGCCCUUCUAUUUAGCCAAAAUCCCUGAGAACUCAAAGUUUCCCCAAGUGAUCUGCACAGUCAAUAGUCUGGCUGCUAAUCUUAGUGUACCAGUCAGUUACACACUUCUGAAUUUCAAUGAUAAAUUUAAGAUUAACCAAACGGGUGCUAUAUCAGUGGAGAAAUCUCUGGAUAGGGAGGAACAGGCACUCUAUUUAUUAGAUGUAACAAUCACACCACAGUUGUCUUCUAUGAAUAGAAGAAAGCGACAAGCAAACCAACAAGCUACAAACCAGACAACAGUGGUAGUGCAGGUUGAAGACCAGAAUGACAACCCACCAAGUUUUGGAAAUUCUGGAAGUGUUCUCUCCCUUGAGAUUUCAGCAAAUGUUAACAAAUCCUAUCUUGUUACAACACUGAAAGCCUUUGACCCAGACGAGGGAUUAAAUGGGGUCAUCUUCUACCGAAUUGUCAGUAGUGAUCGGUCAGAUGCUCUCACCUUGAACAAUGCAACAGGUGACCUGACUGUUGCAUCAACUGACCAGCUCAAAAGCCUACCUGACAUUAAUCUCAAUGUGUCUGCUACUGACCUCAAUGGAAGUGGUUUAUCAGCAUUUCUUGCUGUUGAAAUUCAAGUCAAAAGUGAAACAAUAUAUAAACUAAAAGCAGCUAUUCCAAUAUCAACAUUUACUUCAAAUAAAGACAUCAUAUUAGUUAACUUGAGUCUUAUUCUUGGUUUUGAAGUCAAGUUGUUCAAUGCAUCCAAAAAUAAUGAUGGCAGUUUAGACAUUCAACUGUAUGCAAUAGAUGAAAAAAAUGCAACGGUUCCUUCUGAUCAAAUUGAAAAAAAAGUAAAGGACAAGCAAUCAGAGAUAAACACCCUGUUUGAAAGUUUCUCCAAGUCCAGUAAAAGCAGCAGUGGAGGGAGUGAUGGAGACUUCAGUGUUUCAGCUAUAGCUCUCAUAGUCCUGGCCUGUGUCAUGUUCUGCAUAUCACUGGGGGCCAUCCUCGUUGCUUAUCUCCUUUGGAGGAAGCAAAGAAAUUAUUCAGAGAAAGAAGAGAAUGCAGCUAAAGUGAGGCAGAAGAUAGAUGAACAGAUGGGUAACAUCAAGACUGAGAGCCUGAGUUCUGAUCCAGAUGAGCAUCUUGAAAUGGAUAUCGACUUGGACGACUCACAGUUUUUUAAUCCAAAAAUGUUCUUACGCCACUCUAAAGAGUCUGAGGUUGAGAUGAGUCCAGAAAAUGUAGACGAGCAGGAAGUGACCUUGCAGUUUGAGACAGAGUUCAAGUCCAGCAUAAGUACCAUGGCACUACGGCGCCACCUGCAGGAUAAAGAGAUGCAGUGGAGACAACAGCUGUUUCAGGCUAUUGGAGAGGAGGAUGAGGAAAGGCAGAGGACAGCCUCACCUGACUCUGAUGGUGGCCCCAGUGGCAAUGAUCAGGCUGCGGCAUAUGUCAAUGAUCAAGUUGUUGCUCGUUUCAAUGAUCAAGUUGCAGCAUAUGUCAACGAUCAAGUUUUAGCACCUGUCCUAUCCCACCUGAACAGAGAUACAGGGGUUAUCCAUGAGGAGGCGGAGGAGAAUAGAGAUGACGGCUCAUCUUCAUCAUCAUCUUCUGUGUUUGUGGCUGGCACUGAUGUCACCUCACCUGAGGGGUCAAAGUUCAACGACCUAGCGGGGCUCUAUGAGCUUGUUGGUAAAACUGGCAAAGAUGUUCAACACAGGGGAGGUAAGCCUAGAGGUUCAAGCAGCUCCUCUGAUGUAUCUGCUGGACCCACUGAGAUUUAUAAAUCACCAAGAAAUGGAAGCCCAACAACUAACAACAGCUUAAACACAGAUGUGUAUAGUCUCCCUUUAAAUUUGAACAGUAAAAUCAAACCAGACACGACAUCACUUAUCAAACCAGCUAGCCAAGUAAAUGGUGGGCUAGGCUAUGUUAAUGUCAACUUCCAACAUGAAGACAAUGAAGAAUCUGAAGAAGAAGAAAGUACCCAAUUUUGAUUACAGAUUAAAUACCUACCUUAUGUGUGUAUUUCAUUAUAAAUAGAUACAUUUUGUUUACUGCUUUUAAAAAAAAAAUUAAAAUAUUAUUUUAGAAUUCAAUGCCAUGAUGAUAAUGAAUAUGAUCAAAUUUUAUAACAUGUUUGUCAUUUUGUAUAUUUUAUUUAUUAAAUUUAAGAAGCCUUCAACAAUUUACUGUAGUAAAAAAAAAUUGUAUUAGAGCAAAAAUGCUGCUUAAGUAUGAGCCAUAAAGCAUAAUUUAAUGCAAUUAUCUUAUUAAAUAAUUUGGAAAGUUAAAAUAACAAUUUGACUACUCUAAUAAUUGACUUGAUUCUAACCAUUUGACUACUAUUAAUACUUGACUUGAUUCUGUUGUGAAACAGAGAGACACUUUUAGAACUAAAAUUAAUGAAAUGGAUUUGUUUUAGAUAAUAUAUUGGCUGCAAAUGUUUCUUGGCUUAGUCUUUAACCAUAAUAGUACAGAUCUAGAGGUUACUUGCUUGAAGUGUAGGCCUACUUACUUAUAAUGCCCAUUGUUGAUAAUUUUUGUUUUGAAGCUGUUUGUCUCUAAAAUGCUAGGCUUACUAUAGAAAUCAUGUUUUGUUGUAUUUAAUCAAUUCAUGUGAAUAAAACAUUUAUAUUUGCAUAUGUGAACACUUUAAAAGGAUUUUAUUACCAUAUUCUUUUUCUAUGCGAUAUUUGAAUCUGUACAAAAAUGUUUUUGCUUAUGACUGUAUUGUGAUAUUACCAUUCCUCAUCAAAUACUUUUUAAACUACAAAGGAACUGUGCCUUUUACUUGACCAAUGUAUUUCAACUGUAAAACUGUUUUUGUAAUAAAGUUUGUUUUGUUAUUGGU
Messenger RNA from Physella acuta, 10411 nucleotides. Its product is annotated as protocadherin Fat 4. Gene Ontology annotation, cellular component: plasma membrane. Gene Ontology annotation, biological process: homophilic cell-cell adhesion. NCBI's taxonomy places the organism in Eukaryota, Metazoa, Mollusca, Gastropoda, Physidae. Gene Ontology annotation, molecular function: calcium ion binding. The record is from RefSeq and is a predicted model, not a curated record.